AUGGCGGCGCCACACAGUCGAGCCGGUGCGUCACGCAGCGCCGCUAUAAAAGGGGCUCGCGGCGAGGGCGUCGUUACUCGGCGUCGUACCGACUGCUGCUUGCUGGAUAGCGAGAGACGUGCCCGUGCUGCGAUGCCCGAGCCGGCCAAGUCCGCCCCCGCGCCCAAGAAGGGCUCCAAGAAGGCGGUGACCAAGACGCAGAAGAAGGGCGACAAGAAGCGCAAGAAGAGCCGCAAGGAGAGCUACUCCAUCUACGUGUACAAGGUGCUGAAGCAGGUGCACCCCGACACGGGCAUCUCGUCCAAGGCCAUGGGCAUCAUGAACUCCUUCGUCAACGACAUCUUCGAGCGCAUCGCCGGCGAGGCCUCGCGCCUGGCGCACUACAACAAGCGCUCCACCAUCACCUCGCGGGAGAUCCAGACGGCCGUGCGGCUGCUGCUGCCCGGUGAGCUGGCCAAGCACGCCGUCUCCGAGGGCACCAAGGCUGUCACCAAGUACACCAGCUCCAAGUAAGCUGCCUCUGAGCCCUUCUCGACCCAAAGGCUCUUUUAAGAGCCACCCAUCCUUUCAGUAAAG
Messenger RNA from Falco peregrinus (peregrine falcon), 576 nucleotides. Its product is annotated as histone H2B 1/2/3/4/6-like. Gene Ontology annotation, molecular function: DNA binding; protein heterodimerization activity; structural constituent of chromatin. Gene Ontology annotation, cellular component: nucleosome. The transcript has a single exon. Bases 1 to 513 code for a protein of 170 amino acids. Lineage: Eukaryota; Metazoa; Chordata; Aves; Falconiformes; Falconidae. The record is from RefSeq and is a predicted model, not a curated record.